This is a messenger RNA of Monoraphidium neglectum, 7062 nucleotides long. RefSeq lists its product as hypothetical. The transcript has 34 exons. NCBI's taxonomy places the organism in Eukaryota, Viridiplantae, Chlorophyta, Chlorophyceae, Sphaeropleales, Selenastraceae. The record is from RefSeq and is a predicted model, not a curated record. The coding region runs from base 1 to 7062 and encodes 2353 amino acids.
AUGACUGAAUUAUUUUGUUUCAAAGGGGCGCGCACCCAGCGCCUGCUCGCCGCGGCCGCGCUGCCGGACGUGCAGGAACCGCCGGCUCUGGAGGCGUCCAAGGAGGCGAACUCAACCAUCGAGGAGCUGCCUGCAUGGUGCGAGGAGGAGGGCCUCCUGCAUGGCAUCUACUCCUUCACGCACCUGCCGGCCCCAUCCAGCCAGGAUCCGAGGACCGCAAAGGCUCUCUCCGACGUCCUGCGGCGCUUCCUCGCUCACCAUGCGGCCCACCCCAGCUUGUGCACGCCCGAGCUGUUGGCUGGCCUCCCAAAGCUGUCAGUGGCGGCCGAGCUGCUGGCCAGCGACCUCGCGUCCUUCCAGCCAGACUACGGCUGCCUCCUGCUGGCACUGCCGCCAGCGCCCACGUGCACGCCCGCCGCCGCAGCUUGCGGCGGCAACGCGCCGCUGCUGCCGGGGCCGGUGGUCGGGGUCGGGGAGCUGCACCUGCACUUGGUGUGCUUGGACGGCUGGCGUUUUGAAGUGCACAGCGCGCUCUGGCAAGAAUGCAAGGAGCAGCGGUGGCCGGUGACGGCGGCGGAGAGGCUCAGCCGGAGGUCCAUGCGCGAGGCGGCACCACAGACGGGGCUCAAGGCCCUGCUGACCCUCAACGGGGCCCAGGACCCCCAGCUGCUCCACCACCAGGCCCUGGCGCACCUCCACGCCUGGCUCGCCGCCCGCCAGGCCGAGCUGCUGCGCCCAGACACUGCAGUGCCCGCCACGGUCAACGCGGUCAUGACCAUGAUCUCUGCGGCAACAGGAGCCGCCGAGCAGCUGGCAGACGACAGCCGCUCCAUCGCGCCGAUCGAGGCGGCGCUGGAAGGCGCGAGGGCGGCGCUUGAGCGCGCCGUGCAGGGCCGAGCUCUGCGGGAGGCGGAGCAGUUUGAUCUGCCGCCCGCCGGCCGCUGGCCAGCGCACGUGGAGCUGCCGCACGGCGUGCUCCCGCCGCCGGCUGAGGCCAGGAGCGACGCGUCCGGCCUCGCUGCGGCGCGCGCGCGCGCGGCGCGCGCCCUGGGGUCGCAGCCGCUGCUGCGAGAGGGGUGCACCUUUGUCCAGGCCCUGGUGGUUGUCAAAUACAGCAGCCUCUGGGCGUCGAACGACGAGGACGGCGCCGUUUCCGACGCGGCGCUGCAGCACCGCAUGCGCCUGGUAGAGCGGCAUGUGUUCCCGCGCAUGGUGGCGCUGCAGACCGGCGGCGGCGGCGCUGCCGAUGGGCUGGGCGGCGUGCCUGAGGCGUUGGCGCUGUCUGAGCUGGCGGAUGCUUACUGGCAAGACCUGCACGCCCUCUUGGGGCGGCCGGCCGCGGUCGCGGCUUCCAUGCGGGUUGAAAUCCAGAGCCGCGGCGUGCUGAUGGACGCGGCCCUGGCGGCGGCCGGCUACCUCUCGCAGCGGGAGCGGCGGGGGCGCGAGGCGUUCUGCCUGCGCAGCGGCUGUGAUGCGACCUUCGAGCUGGCGGAGGAGUUUGGGCUGGGCUGCCAGGAGCUGCUCAGCAAGUACGCUGCCCACCAGGCAGCAGCCGAGGCCCGCGUCAGCGCCCACUGGUCCAAGGUGCAGGGCAAGCAGAGGCGGGCCGCCCAGCUGCGCGUCAAGCUGGCGCGCCUCGAGCAGGAGCUGCAGGUGCUGUCAUCACAGCUGGCUGACGCCACUGCAAGCCGCGACGCUCACUUAUACGGCACCUGGGAGUACAAGAGCGCAGGGGUCAGCGUCGAGAGCGCUGACCGCCGGGUCCGCAGCAAGCGUAGCGAGGUCAAGGCCACUGAAAAUGCGCUGACGGAGGAGCUCAAGCCUCCGCGUUCUGUCGUGCAGCCGCUGCCGCGCAACCCUAAGAAGGCGCUGCGGUGGCUGUUUUGGCUGCACAUGGGGGAAGCCGCGCCGCGGCUGCGCUGCCUUGCUCGCGCGGCUUUUGCGGCGCAGCAGCUGCUGGUGUGGCCCUGCGGCGCCGACACCAAGGAAGCCCUUAAGGUGCCGGACUACCCCUUGUCGCUGACGAAGCACUACAACACUCACCAGACCAAUGCCUACGGCGACACAACCUUUGAUUUCCCUGGCACUGAUGGCGACGUUCUGCUGGUGUCCCGCAGCGAAGUCCCAGACCGAUCAACCAUCAGGCCGUCCACCAUUGAUCACAUGCACUCCCGCGAGGAUGGCAUUUGGUACCCAGACUCACUGGCGCCUGAAAUGGCUUGGAACGGCAUCCCAGAGGUAUCCAAGAGCAACAGCGGCUUUGCGGUGCCGUUCAACCCCUUUGCGCCUCUCAAGGACGGACGCGCGCUGGUGCUGGCCUACACAGAGCAGCUUCUGCCAGGCGACCAUCAGCUGCAGCGCUACAUGGACUGCACAGCAUUUCACGCCAUCCCCCAUGAGCGCGGAAACGUGGCCAUCGCGGCGCCAGCUGCACCGCCUGGCGGCCGCCUGUACGAGCGCGAGCUUCCGCUUGGCGCCCCCGUGGUGCGGACGCUGGUGCGACAGGCGGUGUACCACCUGGGGGAGCUUCAGGGCGCCGGGGCGGGACGGCCAGCUGCCCGGGUGUGGCGCGACGGCUGGGAGGGGGACACCCUUCCUGCGCUGUUCGAGGAGCUGUCAUCCCUGGCGGACCACCUGUCAGACACGCCCAGGGAGCAAGAGGCCGUCGCACUGCUGGGAGAGCUGGCGGCCCACCUGUCGGAGCACAUCCCGAGGUUCCGCGCGCUCGCGCGCCAGUUCGCGCGCAUGACGGCCGCCGUCGCCAACGAGCUGGACUCCCAACUGGAGGCUCUGCGGGGCGCCGCCGGGGCCUCAACGGCAGCCGCCGGUGCCGGCGUCGCGGGGGCGGCGGGCGGCGCAUCGAGCGGCAGUGGCGCAGGGGCCGAGGCGGCGGUGGCCGCGAUUGUGAAGAAGCAGCUGCUGUGGCGGGCGAUGGCGAUCAGGUGCCACGCCAUGGGGGAGCUGACGGGCGAGGACGCGGCUGAGAUGGUUGAGCUCAUGGUCUUGAUCAACCACGGGUUCGUGUUCCAAGAUGACCCCGCAGUCCGCGAGCAGCUCAGCUCCGCCGUCGCCGGCGCUCGACAGGCCGCCGCCGCGCGCGCCCCCGGGCUCGCCGCCGCCGCGCGCCGCGCGCAGUCGCGCGUGCUGACGGCGGCGGUGCGGCGCGUGCUGGCGCGCGUACCGGACGGCCUGGACUGGCGGCAGCACGCGAGUCUGGCGGGGCUGACGAGCUUCGAGGCGGAGGGCAGGGACGAGCAGGGGGCGGAGCACCUGUACUCAAUCAACAUCGUGACGGGCGUCGUCCUGUUCGACGGUGCUCCCCCCAACCGCCUGCCCGCUGACAUCACCGGACACCCCCUGUACCGCCGCACGUUUGGGGACACAAACUUUGAGGUCUUCAGGACCAACCAGGGUCUCCUCCAGACCGCCCGCCCCGCCGGCGGCCGCUUCUACGACUUCCUCAUGGGCUCCUCCGGCCGCCUGGUCGUCACAGAGCGCCACCAGGGCCGCGCACUGGAGCUCCUCGACGCGGGGCAGGACCACGCCUGCGCCGGCUGGGGCGAGGCGCUACCGCAGCGCCUGCGGAAGCUGCACUCGCACUGGCUGUGGCGCGGCGGUCGCGGCGGCGAUGAUGACGUCAUCGAGAUUCGCCCGCUCAGCUUCCUGCAGCGCGACGUCCACUUCGUCGUCCGCUGCACCACCGCCUCCGCCGACGCCGCCGGCUCCGGCACGGACGGCGGCGCGGGGCAGCGGCGCGCGUACGACUGCCGCCGCGUGCCGCCCCACCUGCGGGCGCGCCCCUGGCACGAGCUGCUGGCGCCCCCAGCCGUUCGCGCCGGCGGCGACGGUGACACGGCUUCUGAGCAGCUGCCAGACCAGCUGGUGCUGACCGCCGACGACGCCGUGCUGCGCGUGCUGUCAAAGUAUGAAGACCCCCGCUUCAUCCACGUCCACCGCCCCGCGGGCCCUGCGGCUCAGGGCAUAGCAGGCUACCUGCUGCGCUACGAGCUCCCUCGCUUUGCCCUCGAGUUUGAGCUUUGCGGGCCCGACGGCGCGCUCCGGUCGCUGCAGCGCCGCGGGUACGUCCUCGCCGCGCGACAGCAGCUGGCGGACGCGGUCGCAGCGCCCGGCGACGGCGUCACCGGCGUGGUCGAUUACACGCUCCCGGGGUUCAGCCGGUACCUCGUCCUGGAAAACGGCGGCGGUGGCAGCGGCGCGGAGCGGUUGGUGGAGGUGCCGGCCGGCAAGGUGGCGCUCCUCGAGGGCGGGGGCGCCACCGUUGAGGUGGACGGCUCCAGCGGCGCGGGGCUCAGGAGCUACGCCUACAGCGUCCACCACCGCCUCGGCGACCUGCGCGCCAGCAGCAUCCCGGCCCGGCUGCAGCUGGCGGCGCUGUACGCGGCCACAUCCACGCUGCUACCGGAGCCCGGCAGUCAGAUGACUGGGGCGCAGGUCGCGCUGCAGCUCGUACGCUGGAGCUGGCGCGACACCGCGCUGUCCCAAGAAGAGCUCCUCCACCUGCGCAGCGCCGCAGCCUUCGCCGGCCACCUGCUGCCCGCGCUGCCCCUCGCCUGCCACGAGCUCGAGGCGUCGGCGGCGCAGCUGUCAUUCCUUGGCGCCGCGGUGCAUGCGCACCCAGCAGGCGCGGGCGAGGCGGCUGAGCAGCAGCACGCGCUGGCGCCGAAGCAGCCCCAUACCGACGCCGCGACUCAGUACUUGAUAGAGUUGUCGGCGGGCGGCUGGUGGGGCGGCGCGAACCCGCGGGCGCUGCUGACGCCCGGCGAGGCGGCGCGCUUGCUGGGGGCGCGCGCCGCGCCGCAGGCGCCGCCCUCGGAGCUCUGGCCGCUGCGGCUGGGGCAGGCGCGCGUGGUCGACGUGCCAGAGUGUCCUGUACCGCUCGACGCAGUCGAGGCAUAUGAACAGGCGCUGCUUGGCCUGGUGCUGGUGCCUGCAGGUGGUUCUGCUGCAGCAGCUUCCGGGAAGCCGUACCCGUUAACGGAUCCCGGCUCGGCGGCGCCGGACCGCCCACAGUGGCCAUUUGGAGGGCGGCAGCAGCCGCCGCCGGCGGGGCGCGGCGGCGGCGCGGCGCGGCCCCUGGAGGCUGAGAUGAGGUCUGAGCUGCGCGCAAGCUGGGACGAGCACCGCGGGCUCGUGGUGCCUGAGGAGGUCUCGGCCGGCUGCAGGGAGCGCGUGCGCGUGCUGCAGGCGCGUGGGGGAGAGGUGCAGGCAAAGCGCUGUGAGGUGGAGCACUACCUCCUGGCAUCCAUUGACCAUGUGCCGGCCGGUCAAACGCGCCACGCCGGCGCGCUGUUCAGGUGCACGCGCCUGGCGGGCGCCGCGCCGCAUGCGAGCGCGGCCGACCUGAUGCGCUUCGCGCUGGACCCGCCGCUGCUGUCGCGGUUCAACCCCUUCCUGUCUGACGCGUCGCGCGAGCGCCUGCUGGCCGCGUGCCGCCUGUGGCUGCAGCUCUGCGUGCUUGAGGACCGCCUUGGGCGCCUGGUGGAGCUGGCGGCCAGUGAUGACGACGGCCCCCUCGCGCUGGAGCUGCUGGUCAGCCGCGUGUGGGACCCUGCGGCCCACCCCGAGUGGCUCGUGUUUGAGGCUGAGGGUGGACUCCAGGCGCGUGCCGCCGCCGCAGCCGUCGCUGCUGCUGCUGCGUCUACUCCCCUUGCGGAUACCGCUGCUGCCGCUGGCGCCGCCGCCGCUGCAGGCGGCGACCCCGGGGCCAUUGUGCAGCUCAACAUGGGGGAGGGCAAGACGCGCGUCAUACUCCCCAUGCUGGCACUCCACCUAGCUCAGCGGGGCGGCGGCCGCAUUGUGCGCCUCAACCUGCUGUCGCAGCUCCUGCCGGAGGCCUUUGAUCACCUGCACCUCUACCUCACCGCCAGCGCGCUGGGCCGCAAGCUGGCGGUGCUGCCGUUCAACCGGGACGUGCAGCUCACCGAGCUGCAGGCACGCACCAUCGCGGCAUGCGUGGCACACAUGCGGCAGGAGGGCGGCCUGCUGCUGGUGGCCCCCGAGUGGCGGCUCUCCCUCCUGCUCAAGCAGCGCGAGCUGUGGCACAGGGCAAGGGACAGCCACGACGAGGCGGCGGCGGCGACAGAGGAGGUGCUGGAAGCUGUGGGGCAGCUUCCCUAUGUCGACCUGCUGGAUGAGAGCGACGAGCUGCUGCGCCACAAGUGGCAGCUGAUCUACGCGUGGGGAAGCCCCCAGGACCUGCCCUCACGCUCAGAGCGCGUCUCCGCCGUCCUGGCCCUACUGCAGCUCGUGUCCAGCGACCUCGCACCCUCCGCCAACGGCACCCUGCCGCCAGGCUCCGCCGUGCUCGAGCCGGUCGCGGCCGAGAACGGCCGGAAGCCGCCGGGAAGCUACUCGGGGCUGAGGCUGAUCUCCGGCGGCGAGCUGGCGGGGGCGCUGCCUGGAGUGUGCAGGGCGCUGGCAGAGGCGCUGCUGGCGCGCCCGCCAUACGAGCUUCGGUGGCUGCGGGGCGUCGCAGGCAGCCUCAAGGCAAGCGCACAGCAGCUGCGCGUUGCAAGUGCCGUGCUGUCAGCCGUCACCGACGCCUCCGCGCCGAUCGAGCAGCAGCUUGGCCGGGGCCACCUGGCGCGCCUGGAGCCCUACCAGCUGGCGCACCUGCUGGCGCUGCGGGGCAUGCUGGCGGGGGAGUACGGCGUCCUGGCGCACGCGCUGCAGCGGCGGCACCUCGUCGAUUACGGCGUCAACAGGCUUCCCUCGGCGCGCAAGCGGCUGGCGGUGCCGUUCCGCGCCGCCCAGACGCCCUCUGAGCGCGCCGAGUUUGCGCACCCGGACGUGGCCCUGCUGCUGACCGCGCUGUCCUACUUCCGGGAUGGCCUGACCAAGGCAGAGCUGAAGGAGGCGCUGGUGGUGCUGACCAGCCUGGGGCCGAGCGCCCAGGGCGAGGUGUACAGGGAGUGGCUAGACCUGUCAAAGCCCGACAUCACUGAGGAGGAGCUGGCUGAAAUCGACUCAGAGCUGAAGAUUGACGUCAACUACGAGGUCCAGGCAAGCUGCCAGGAUUUUGUCAUUGCUAAUAACCAUUGA